This is a messenger RNA of Micropterus dolomieu (smallmouth bass), 1023 nucleotides long. RefSeq lists its product as uncharacterized. Gene Ontology annotation, molecular function: transcription corepressor activity; DNA binding. Lineage: Eukaryota; Metazoa; Chordata; Actinopteri; Centrarchiformes; Centrarchidae. Gene Ontology annotation, biological process: negative regulation of Notch signaling pathway; positive regulation of neuron differentiation. Gene Ontology annotation, cellular component: nucleus. The coding region runs from base 273 to 908 and encodes 211 amino acids. The transcript is spliced from 5 exons. The record is from RefSeq and is a predicted model, not a curated record.
GUUAACUAACGGUCGCGGUUGCCAAAAACAAACAUAAUUGUCAGUGAUAACAUUAAUUAUCCUCCACGAUGGCAUUUGCGAUAUAUUAUUUCAAGGACAAAACCGUGGAAGUUGGAAAAAUUGAUUGGAUGAGUGUUGAAGUCCAGCAAAAAUCUUCAAAAAUGGUGACAGAGUGCCCCAAACUGGAGGAUGAAGAUGGAUGGAUAAAUGUUAAGUGGAACAAAGGCAGAAAAAAGAAAGAUGGUCCGGCCUUUUUUCCUGCUAAGGUGUAAAUGCUCGGGGACAACUACAGUGACCUUUGCAAGAAGAGGGAGGAAUUCAUAAAGGGUGAAGACAUCUGGAACCAAACACUCAAGAGGAAGACAAAGCCAAAUAGUAGGUGGAUGAAGGAUGUGGAAGAGGAGGACGAAAGGCCAACAAAACAGAGCUUCCGGAUAGUAACAAAGUUGAAAGAAGUAAUUGAAAAAGUCACACACCAGACCUCAACUUCUGCAUCCAACUGGUCAACACCAACAGCAUCUGUAGACUCACCAGCUUCUGCAUGCGUUUCUCCUGAAGUGGUGUCUGAUGAUAUGGUGUCUCUUGUGCCAGGCUCUGAUGUCAAAGUCCCUAGACGAAAGCUUAACUGUCUGCGGACUGCAAAUCCAUCGGUCUACAUAGGGGACCUUGCUGUGCUUGUCUACGGCAGGGAAACGCUGUCCCAUUCAAGUUUGACGGGGAGACAGUCUGGGGCACACAAAGACAUGGAAUCCAAGCCACAACUCGAUAACACAAAACUUGAAGCUAUAGUUGGCCAUGCUCUGUUGAAAUUUCCUAACAUCAGCAUCCAUGAUGUGAGACGCAUCAUAAGAAAAAAAUGCAACAACGAAAGCUACACCAAGCAAGCUACUGCAAAGAAGACCGUAUGAAAAGAACAUUUAGUUGUGUGGUUCCUCUGCCAUUUAACAGGGCAGAAACUAGAGGAGUACAACCUCUUUGUGGGGAGCUAGUGACCCUACAUAUGUGUUUAUACUGUUUGUUGAA